AAAUUGACAAAAUAUGACAUUUAAAUUUAAACUGACACUGUCAAAAUUCAAAACACGUGGUCACAAAGGUAUUUAUAAAGUUUAAUUAAAACAAAAACUCUGAAUUAAAAGUAUCGUGCAGGCGGUAAAACUGAAACAGCAUGUAUUCACAAAAACAAGCUGUGAAAAAUUACAUAAAUAACUCUUUAAAAGUCAUUAAAAUGUACGAGUGGCUGUUAGAUCUAUAUGUUUUGGACUUUUUUGUAGACAACCAUUGGGAAAAGUUACCUUCAUCAUGGCAAGAAAACUUUGACAACUUGGAUCCGCAAGAAUUAGGAAAAAUUCUGUCUGGAAAGCCAUCAAAUCAUGUAUUUCCUCUAUCGUUUCUCGCUUUAAUAAAUUCAGUAAAGGCUUUCAACAUACCUAGAAAUAGUAACUACAAAAUAACACCAGACAGUGAAUGUACUAACACAGAUACAUGUAAAAGUCAUCCAAGGCUAAAAAAUCUAUUUUUGAAACAUGUAAAAUUAAAAAAAAGACAUGAGAUAAGCUUAAUGGCAGAUGUAGUUACAAAUAUUGCGAAAGAAACAGAUUGUAAUGCUGUGAUAGAUUUUGGAUCUGGUGUAGGACAUCUGGUGCGGAUGCUUGCUUAUAAACAUGAUGUAUAUGCAGCUGGGAUUGAGAGCCAGGGCAUGCUGACCGAAGAGGCUAGAAAACUUGAUUUAGAAUUGGAAUAUACAGCCAGCAAGCAUCUUUCGAAAGAAGCAGUUAUGAAACUGAUCCGUCCAACACAUUUUAAUGUUACCCUGUCAUGCCACGACCAGUUAUGUCACUUACCCCUUGCCAGCACAAUGGAAAACUAUGGACUUAUUGGUCUACACCCGUGUGGAGACUUAGGUCCUCUGUUGCUAAGGCAUUUUACUGCUUAUGAACAUGUCAAGUUUAUUUGUCUAGUUGGUUGUUGUUUUAUGAAGUUGACAUGUGAAGGAGAAAACUGUGGGUAUCCAAUGAGUGAGUAUGUCAGGGGAAUGGACCAUGGCCUUUCCUAUGUAAGCCGAGAGAUAGCUUGUCAUGCUAUUGAGGUAUAUGCUGAAAGGCUGAUGAAAGGCAAUUAUGAAGAUCUCAAGGUUCAUGCAUACAGGGCCGCACUUGAGAGAAUCCUUGUUACAUAUGACCCACAACUAAAACAUUCUCCUGUCAGGAGCGUCAAGCACUCAGACACAAUGACUUUUGAGAAGUACUGCACAUUAGCUGUUGAGAAAUUAAACAUGCCAAUGUUGUUUACACCUGAGGCUCUGUCUUGCGGCGCCUCUGACCUGGAGCAGUGGCGUCGAGUGGUCACGGUGUACACACUACGGCUAGCUGUCGCGCCGUUAGUCGAGACAUUGAUAUUACUUGACAGGGUCCUGUAUGUUUUAGAACAAGGUCUGUCUUGUGAAAUUCGUCCGGUGUUUGACCCAAAAUUGUCGCCAAGAAAUCAUAUUAUUAUAGCGAGAAGAUGAUUGUGGCUAAAUGUGCUGUGCUUUGUAAAUAAUGCAUUUGGUGAUCCUUAAUAAAUUAUUUUCAUACUAUAA
This is a messenger RNA of Manduca sexta (tobacco hornworm), 1553 nucleotides long. Its product is annotated as protein RRNAD1. The record is from RefSeq and is a predicted model, not a curated record. Lineage: Eukaryota; Metazoa; Arthropoda; Insecta; Lepidoptera; Sphingidae. The transcript is spliced from 6 exons. The coding region runs from base 141 to 1481 and encodes 446 amino acids.